CCGUUUUCGAGAUAUAAGCAAAAUUAAUUUUUGCACACUGUUUUCGCAUAGAACCCGUUGACCUAGGAAGCUGCAAAUUUCAGAAUCGUCUUUUUCGACCUCGAUUUACCUAAUAACCAAAAUGCAGCCAUUUCUAUCGCAUUUCGAUUUCAAAGCUAAUUUUACUGGACUAGAAUCACGAUUCGUGUAUUAUUGUAUCCACUUGAUGUGUUCAUCCUUCAACGACUUUUUCCACCAACAACAAGCGAACGAGGCAGCUGUGAAUAUCGUGACAUUAUUUCACAUUUUAACUAUAUUUAACGAUAUCCGCUCAAUAUUGUAUUAUUAAGACCUGAAAAAUGGAACUGAAAUGUACGGUUCAAAACUACGAUUGGGGAAAACAAGGCAUCGAUAGCGUAGUGGCUACUCUUAUGCAGUCAUCAAACCCAGGAUUUUAUCCAAAAGAAGAUGUGCCAUAUGCCGAACUUUGGAUGGGGACACAUCCCAAUGGACAUUCCAAGUUAAAAAAUAACGAUACCCCGUUAGAUGAGUACAUACAAAAAAAUAGUCAUGUUCUUGGAAAUGCAGUGAAAAAAAUAUUUGGCACAAGACUGCCUUUCCUUUUCAAGAUUUUGUCAAUAAGAAAAGCUUUAUCAAUUCAAGUUCAUCCAAAUAAGGAACAGGCAGAGGAACUGUAUAGGACACAUCCAGAAAUAUAUAAAGAUUCAAAUCAUAAACCUGAAUUAGCUGUGGCACUUUCACCCUUUGAAGCACUUGUUGGUUUUCGGCCAAUAUCUGAAAUAAAGAAUUAUUUGAGAUCUGUUCCAGAACUUCGAACAGCAAUUGGGGAAAAUAAAGUUGUACAUCUUGGUUGUGGUGACGAAUUAAGCUCAAGAACUGCCUUGAAAAAUUGUUUUGCAAGCCUUAUGGCACAAGAACCUGAAGUUGUAGCUCAGCAAUUAAAAAAAUUACAUGAAAGAUUAUCUAAUCUCGAUCAAGCAACAAGGCAAACUUUGAAUGCUAAUCUUUUUGACCAAUUAUAUUCUGACUAUCCAGGGGAUGUUGGCUGUUUUGGCAUUUAUUUAUUCAACUACAUAUCACUGCAACCUGGAGAAGCAAUAUAUCUAGGAGCUAACGAGCCACAUGCAUAUCUUUACGGUGAUUGUGUGGAAUGCAUGGCCUGUUCUGAUAAUGUUGUUAGAGCUGGUUUAACUCCAAAAAUGAAAGAUGUUGAAACUUUGGUGGAUAUGUUAAGUUAUAUCUGUGAACCAGCCUUGUCCAAAAGAUUUCAACCAUCCAGGGAAGAUGAAUGUACUGAAGUAUAUCGUCCUCCAAUUAAAGACUUUGCAGUCGCCAAAAUCACUAUCCCACCAGGAAGACCAUCAUAUGAAGUCAUACCGAGAAGUACAGCUAGUAUUUUGGUUAUUGUUAAUGGCAAGGCUGAAAUUCCUGUGUCACGAAUUUUGAAUCGCGGUUCAGUUAUAUUCAUACGAUCUAACGAAAGCAUUCAGGUGAAGGUGCUAUGUGGUUGUCAUCCAAUGUUGAUGUUCCAAGCAUUUGCAAAUGUUUCCUGAAAAAAUUACUUGCAUCACAUUGCACUACAGUUGCAUUUAAAACUCUAUUUUUAGAUAAAGUCUGUUUUAAAACAGCGCAAGCCAUAAUAAAAAUAACAGCUAAGACAUAAUUAAAUAGAACAUUGCAUUUAAUGUAUUUUAAAAAUCUACUUCCAUGUUCAAGAUCAAGCGCACAGUAUUCAUCUCUGUAUUUUUCUGUAAAAUGUAAUGACCAAUUUACUGGAACAAAUGGACACGAUGCCAAUAUAGUGAAAAAUAGCCUUUAUUCAUUAUAUAAAAUUGUAUCACAACAGCAAUAAAGUUGCUGUAGAUAAUGUAGUCAAUAGAAGUUAUUUUUGUACACUUAUUAAUUUCUUGUUUGCUAUGUCCAAAGAAUAUUUAUGUAAGUAGAAAAUAAAUUGAUAUUUACUUCUCGUUAAUAAAAACAA
Messenger RNA from Nasonia vitripennis (jewel wasp), 1981 nucleotides. It is a transcript of the gene Mpi, whose product is annotated as mannose-6-phosphate isomerase. Gene Ontology annotation, biological process: GDP-mannose biosynthetic process; carbohydrate metabolic process. Gene Ontology annotation, cellular component: cytosol. The transcript is spliced from 6 exons. Lineage: Eukaryota; Metazoa; Arthropoda; Insecta; Hymenoptera; Pteromalidae. The record is from RefSeq and is a predicted model, not a curated record. Gene Ontology annotation, molecular function: mannose-6-phosphate isomerase activity; zinc ion binding. Bases 339 to 1553 code for a protein of 404 amino acids.